UUUCCGGAUUCCCUUGAACAUAUUCCCUUCUCAGCGAAAUACCCGGAUAUGGAGCCAAUCCGACGACCGUCGGACUUGGAUUCUCUUGGAGCCGUGCUCUUCAACACAAGGUUUGAUUGCAGUAUUGGAUUCGCCGCUAAUUAUCUGGUAUUGGGACGUAUAAUGGCUUCACCAUGAUGGUGUAUAUUAUUUGGGGCGACCCACAGGAGCGUUUCGAAUGGCCGCCCGGUCUCUAAUGUCAUGGAUAUCUUUGGAUUAGAUCAUAUUUUCGGAGAUGUAUGAUUGCCCUUUGGUUUGCGAUCUAUCUCGCUAUCUCAAUCGUACCAGUUAGCCGUCCGGCUCACUGUUGGAGCAUGCCACGCCCAGCCUGUGGUGACUUCCCCCAUACUUCGGUUUCUCCCUUUUCCUUCACAAUGCCCGGAUACGAAGGACGUCCGUUCCUACGCCUCCCCAGCCUCCAUCCGGGAAAUAAUUUCGCUGACCGACAAAGGAUCUUUGCGCGACCAGGGCACCUUUGCCUACAGACUCAGCUUACACCAGCCUUCCAAGGUGCGUUUGGAAUCACACUUCGUUGCCUCAGCUAUGCAUAUUGUCGUCCAGUCAGGCGCCCUCGGAUAUUGAAAGGGUGCAGCGCGAAGCCAAAAUGUCCCGGCCCCGAUCGACGUGAAAGGACGCGAGCACAAGGAGUGCUGCAUCGGGCAUAUCACAGCCGAUCACCAUUUCACUGGUCUAUCCAUAUUCUCUACUGAUAACAACGUCACAGAUCCAGGAUGACCCAGACAUCCACUAUGGAUGCCUAGCAUUCACCCUCAGCCAUGUCUUUGGUUUCGUCCUCCAUGUCGUGGAGCAUAGUGCACAUGCUG
Messenger RNA from Trematosphaeria pertusa, 863 nucleotides. RefSeq lists its product as uncharacterized. Lineage: Eukaryota; Fungi; Ascomycota; Dothideomycetes; Pleosporales; Trematosphaeriaceae. The coding region runs from base 279 to 749 and encodes 156 amino acids. The record is from RefSeq and is a predicted model, not a curated record. The transcript has a single exon.